CGCCGGGCGCAAUCCAUGGAGAUAGGAAGGUAGGUACUUGAGGGUAGGGUACUCUUUCUUUGUCUUGGUUCAAGUUAUUUCCUCCCUACUUUGUGCACUUGGAAGCGAUAUUUUUCUUUACUUCACCAUCUCCUACUUCGGUCUGCGGGUUAUGGCUGGUACUGUAAUUCUCACUGGCGCCAACAGCUCAGCUGGCCUCCACGCCUCCGAGCACCUUUUAAAGACGUAUUCGAGCUACACAGCAAUCUUUACUGUUAGGAAUGUUGCCGAUAACGAUGAGAACACUAACAAGUUACGCGCCAUCAUAGAAAAAUAUCCCAAGGCAAGCGCUUCCAUCCACGAGCUCGACUUAGCCGACCUUACCGCCGUCCACAAAUUUGCUACGACCAUAUCGGACAGUAUCAUCGCUGGCGAAUAUCCCGCCAUCAAGUCUAUUAUAUGCAACGCGUACUACUGGAACCUUGUCGCCGACCCCGAACUGACCAUUGAUGGUUUUGAUAGGUCGUUGCAGGUUGGACACAUCGCUCAUGUAGCACUUAUUUUACGCCUACUAGACAGCUUUAACCCCGACGGUGGCCGUAUCGAGCUCAUUUCCAGCGUUCUACACUACCGCAAGAAAAACCCCGUAACAAAUUAUCUCCCCGAAAUACCUGAUGAUUUCGAUCUCUUUAUUCACCCACGUCCGGACCCCGAUAAGUUCGGCCGCGGAUAUCAAAGAUAUGGGACGUUGAAGUUGGUUGUUACUACUUGGGCCUGUCCCCUCAACGAGUACCUACAAAAGGAUCCCAGAUUCGCAAACAUCUCUGUGGUCGUGAUGAACCCGGGCAAUCUGGGUGAUUCGCGCACUUUCAGAACCAAUACUCCGAUGUCUAUCCAGUUAAUGCAGAUGUUUAUUCUAAAGCCUCUGAUGCCUAUACUUCGCUAUCUCGAUCCAAUUUAUCGUACCUCGGCUGAGGCAGGAGUAGACAUCAUCGAAUUAGGUGUUGGCCAGGCUAACAAUGGCGAACGAGGAUACUACACCUUCCUCAAGAAGGAUGAGCCUGAUCCCGUGGCCUUGGACAAGGAGAUACAACACAAAAUAUGGGUGAAGAGUGUCGAAUGGGCUAGGAUCAAUAAGGAGAACACUGCACUCAAAGUUGCCUUUAAGUGACCAGACUUGAUAUUGUG
Molecule: messenger RNA, 1167 nt
Organism: Hypoxylon trugodes
Lineage: Eukaryota; Fungi; Ascomycota; Sordariomycetes; Xylariales; Hypoxylaceae
Product: putative short-chain dehydrogenase
Exons: 2
Coding region: 152-1150 (332 amino acids)
Cellular component (GO): endoplasmic reticulum membrane; lipid droplet; mitochondrial outer membrane
Molecular function (GO): 3-beta-hydroxysteroid 3-dehydrogenase (NADP+) activity
Source: RefSeq, a predicted model, not a curated record